Vitis vinifera (wine grape) is the source of this 1364-nucleotide messenger RNA. Its product is annotated as GDSL esterase/lipase At5g45960. Gene Ontology annotation, molecular function: hydrolase activity, acting on ester bonds. Lineage: Eukaryota; Viridiplantae; Streptophyta; Magnoliopsida; Vitales; Vitaceae. The record is from RefSeq and is a predicted model, not a curated record. Bases 50 to 1168 code for a protein of 372 amino acids. The transcript has 5 exons.
CCACUCAAUUGCAUUUUCAUUCUACACCAAACAGCCAUAUCUCCUUUUUAUGUCAGUUUCAGCUAGAAUGAAAUCCAAUGUUUGUCGGCAUUCUGUAUCUCUCCUCCUUCUCUUUCUCUCAGCGUUCUUCUUUCCUAGAGCCGAAGCUCUAACAAAGCAGAGGGGUUCAAACCUUUCGGUUUCAGCUGUUCUCGUGUUUGGAGACUCAACAGUUGACCCCGGCAACAAUAACUACAUUCAAACUCCUUUUAGAAGCAAUUUUCCACCAUAUGGGAGAGAAUUUGAGAACCAAGAGGCCACCGGGAGGUAUACCGAUGGCCGGCUUGCCACAGAUUUUAUAGUUUCGUAUGUGGGUCUGAAGGAGUACGUGCCUCCAUAUUUGGACCCAACGCUUAGCUUGGAGGAGCUCAUGACAGGAGUCAGUUUCGCCUCCGGCGGCUCUGGAUUUGACCCACUCACCCCAAGAAUAAGUAAUACAAUUGAAAUACCCAAGCAAGUGGAGUACUUUAAAGAGUAUAGAAAACGACUUGAGCUUGCAAUUGGGAAGGAGAGGACUGAUAAUCUGAUCAAGAAGGCCAUCUUUGUCAUUAGCGCUGGGACGAACGAUCUCGUUGUAAAUUACUUCACUUUGCCUGUUCGAAGAAAGAGCUACACAAUCUCAGGUUACCAACAUUUCUUGAUGCAACACGUUGAACAGCUCAUACAGAGUUUAUGGGACCAAGGUGCUCGAAGAAUCGCUUUCGUAGGAAUGCCUCCAAUUGGGUGUUUACCGAUGGUCAUCACGCUUAAUUCAGAUAACGCCUUUCUGCAACGAGGCUGUAUAGAAGAGCUUUCCUUAGUUGCAAAAGACUACAAUUUGAAGCUCCAAAAUAAGUUGAAGGCCAUACAUAAAAACUUGGCACAUCUUGGUGGUAAGAUAUUUUAUGUUGACAUAUAUGGACCCGUGACCAACAUGAUCCGUGGCUACGACAAGUUUGGAUUUGAAGAGGUUGCCAACGGUUGUUGUGGGAGCGGUAUCAUCGAGGUAUCAUUUUUGUGUAAUCCGAAUUCAUAUGUUUGUCCAGAUGCAUCCAAGUACAUAUUUUGGGAUUCGAUACACCCAACCGAGAAGACAUACUACAUUGUAUUCAAGACCCUUCGACACAUUAUUGAUAUGAUAAGCAACUAAUCAAGGACUAAGAUUUGAUUAAUUUAAUGUUUUAUUAAACUUAUUGGAUGAUGGGUUAUAUUGGAGUGCGUCCAAUAAGGGAAGCUAAGAAGUCGUAAAUUAAUUGUUAGUGACUAAGAGGGUAAAUUUGUAUUUCAUUGUUGGCCAACUUACAAAGUUAAGGGAAUGUGUCAAUUCUUGUGAAAUUUGGGUUCUA